AUGGAGAAAUGGGAGGGAAAACUUGCAAUAGUCACAGGAACUUCCUCUGGCAUCGGCCGGGGUAUUGCAAUUAAAUUGGUGGAGGCUGGAGUGCGUGUCGUCGGUAUUGCCAGACGCGAAGAUCUCGGUCGAGAGCUUGAGCUGGCUUUGGAUGGGAAAAGGGGUAGAUUCUAUCAUCUAACCGCCGAUAUUACCAAGGAGGGCGAGGUGUUCAACGCGUUCAAAUGGAUCGAAGAUAACUUGGGAGUGGCUCACGUUUUGGUAAAUAACGCGGGUACGACGCGCGAAACUACACUUAUCGAUGGGAAGACGACGUGUUGGAAAGAUAUUUUGGACAUUAAUAUUUUGGGUUUAUCCAUGAUGACAAGAGAAGCUGUAAAAUCGAUGCGAGCGAACAAUAUACCUGGCGAAAUCAUACAUAUAGGAAGCUUGGGAGGUUGCAUAACAUCAUCCCCUGUGAAGGGAUUACGAAUGUAUUGUGCCAGCAAGCAUGCGGUACGAUCUUUGACGGAAGGGUUGCGACAAGAACUGCUCGAAGUCGGUAGCGAAAUUAAAAUAUCGUGCAUCAACCCUGGAAUAGUUGAACACACCGAACUUGUUCAGUACAAUGAAGCGUUAAAGGAGUUCAUACCCUUACUCGAACAGUCAUUGAAACCUGAAGACAUCGGAGAUAUGGUUUUGUUUGUGCUUUCGAGACCGCCUCAUGUUCAGACCAACCGGUGA
Messenger RNA from Photinus pyralis (common eastern firefly), 723 nucleotides. RefSeq names its product dehydrogenase/reductase SDR family member 11-like. The record is from RefSeq and is a predicted model, not a curated record. Bases 1 to 723 code for a protein of 240 amino acids. The transcript is spliced from 4 exons. Lineage: Eukaryota; Metazoa; Arthropoda; Insecta; Coleoptera; Lampyridae.